Messenger RNA from Cercospora beticola, 1277 nucleotides. Its product is annotated as serine protease. Gene Ontology annotation, biological process: proteolysis. Gene Ontology annotation, molecular function: serine-type endopeptidase activity. The record is from RefSeq and is a predicted model, not a curated record. NCBI's taxonomy places the organism in Eukaryota, Fungi, Ascomycota, Dothideomycetes, Mycosphaerellales, Mycosphaerellaceae.
GUCUGCUAUAGGCUGCGCUGCUCUGAUCGGUCUACGAGUGGUAUUUCCCUAUAGUCUCACGGCACGCAGCGUGAGACUGAAGCACAUCUGCAACGGGACGGCAUUCGCCUCCAGCGAUGGUAUGGCCUGCGUUGAGGAAAGGCUGAGGCAGGAGUUGUAUAAGAACAGCUUGAUGGCCUCGGCUGUUAAGCUAGCCUGCUCUCCCAAACACGAGCGCGACCUGUGUUCAUGAUGAAGUUCAUUUUUGUUGCUUCGGCCAUUCCAGCCCUUGUGGCAGCACUGCCAGCUCCCGCUUCCUCUGGAGAGGCAGAGAUCAUAUGGGAUAAAGACGCCAAACUUGACGCUCCAACAGGAUCGUCACACCGCAAUGAGAAUGCACCCCCUCGGGAAGAAUACAUGGAAGCCGGCAUCGUCGGUGGAUAUACCGCCAACCCAGGAGAAUUCCCAACCACUAUCUCACUUUUGAAUGGCGGAAGCCACAGCUGCGGAGGUGCUCUGAUCGACCCAUACACUGUCCUGACUGCUGCUCACUGCGUCGAAAUGGGCGGAAGCUUUACUGUAGUCGCUGGAACCAAUCAAUGGAGAUUUGGCGGCGAGGAGAGUGGUGUAACGCAAGCCAUAAUCCAUGGCGGAUAUGACCCAAGCACUCUCGACAAUGAUUUCGCCAUCUUGAAAUUAUCGACUCCGAUCUUCGAGGGUCCAAACAUUGCUUAUGCGAUUCUGCCUCCUGCAGGCUCCGACCCGGCUCCUGAUACUCCAGCCACUGUGGCAGGCUGGGGUGCCACUCGUAACAAUGGCCCAGCUACGGAGGACCUCAUGGCAGUCCAAGUUCCUGUCGUACAUCCUGACACUUGCGCGGACGUUCUGUUCCCGCAGCCAUUCACUCAGAACAUGAUUUGCGCUGGCUAUCCCGAGGGAGGGCGCGACUCUUGCCAGGGAGACAGCGGUGGUCCGCUAUAUGAUGACUUUACCGGCGAGGUUAUUGGAGUCGUGUCUUUUGGCUUGAAUGGUUGCGCGGCGCCACAGAGUCCUGGCGUCUAUGCACGUGUGGGAAGAGCCAUCGGGUUCAUCCAGAACUGGUCGGGAUAAUUGUAGUCGUUGAUAAACCUUGGAAUGACCGAGCACACUUCGUCUUGAUUACUUGUCAUGCUGUUAGUUGAUCUCCGGUUUGGGUUUGGGUCAUCUUAGUGCGGUCAGAGCUUCAUGUCACGAGAGUCAUUUGUCAAUCAGGGAUGAUCUCGACUGUACGGUGCUUCCUGUACAGCAGGAAGAACGAG